Messenger RNA from Suillus discolor, 234 nucleotides. RefSeq lists its product as uncharacterized. NCBI's taxonomy places the organism in Eukaryota, Fungi, Basidiomycota, Agaricomycetes, Boletales, Suillaceae. Gene Ontology annotation, molecular function: protein binding. The record is from RefSeq and is a predicted model, not a curated record. The transcript has a single exon. The annotation marks the transcript as partial.
AUGCACUCCUGCCUCCAGAUCUGUGAAGUUCUGCGGAACAUUUUUUCGGCCUUAAACAAUUAUGAAGACAUCACACUUGACGUACAGAAACCAUCCAGGCCCGUUGACGGUGUAGAUGUUCGACGCCAGACUCUCGCACGUCUCGCUAGGACUUGUCGCACAUUCUCGGAGCUUGCUCUGGAUGUGCUCUGGGCUCACAUAGAUACUCUCAACCCUGUAGUACAAUGUCUCCCC